AUGGCCGUUUCGGAAAGCAUCAAUCUGGUUGACGCCAGCAUAUCCGACCUGAAGCGCGCCCUGGAGUCGGGCAGUCUCACGAGUGUUGAACUCAUCACUCGCUACCUGCACCGAAUUGCCAAAUAUGACAUGCGUGGGCCCGUACUCAAUUCCAUCCCUGUUAUCAAUCCUCAUGUCUUGGAGGACGCACAAGCAUCGGAUGACUAUCGCGCAUCUGGAAAGACUCCUCGUCCGUUGGAGGGGAUCCCGUUCACCGUCAAGGACAGCUUUAGAGUCAAGGGAAUGACUGUCGCCGCCGGCUCGCCGGCAUUCGCAGAUUUGGUUGCCUCCGAUGACUGCUUCAUUGUUCAGCAGCUGCGUGAGGCCGGGGCGAUUGUCCUAGGCAGGACCAAUAUGCCCGCCAUGGCAGACGGUGGUUGCCAACGUGGCUUAUACGACAGGGCAGAAAGCCCCUAUAACCCAGCUUUCUCCACAACAGCUUACGCUUCUGGGUCAUCAAACGGCUGCGGUACAUCGACGACAGCUUCGUUUGCUGCAUUUGGGUUUGCAGGCGAGACUGUGUCGUCUGGACGUUCCCCAGCUUCAAACAAUGCGCUAGUAGGCUACUCGCCCUCGCGUGGCGUGAUCCCCAUCCGGGGCCAGUGGCCAUUGUAUCCCACUUGCGACGUGGUUGUGCCCCACACAAAAUCGCUAUCCGAUCUUUUCGACGUCUUGAAUGUCAUAGUCGCUGAUGAUGCCGACGUUCGGGGCCUCGACUUUUGGAGAAGUCAGAGCCAUAUUUCCAUCCCUGCGGCUUCAAGCAUUCGUCCCACCGACUUCCACAGCCUUGAAGACGCUAAAGCACUUCAAGGAAAGCGCAUUGCAGUGCCGAAAUGCUUCCUUGGGGUUGAAGGGUAUGGAUUGACCUCAAUGUGCUCUGAGGAAGUGCUUCGCCUAUUUCGCGCCGCUCUACGAGAUCUUGAAGCUCUCGGCGCCACGGUUGUUGAGACUUCGUUUCCAUUGUAUGCGCAGUACACAAAGCAGGACUUCCCGGGCCAAGCGACCAAUGUACCCGGCCUGACCAACGAUUGGAUGAGCAUUGAGAGGUGCCAACUUAUCGCCAUGGGCUGGGACGAUUUCCUACGCGAUAACAAGGAUCCAAAACAUCCCGACCUACCUUCUGUGGACCCAUCAAAAAUACAUCCUCACAUUGCACCUCUGGAUGAUCCGUCGGCGCACUCGGAGGCUCAAAACCAAGUUCGUUAUCCCGAGAUGAUCGACUCAGUAAGAGUGCGGAAUUCAACACCAAGCACCCUGCCUGGUUGUGCAGAAGCCUUGGAGGCUUUGGAGGCUAUGACGAAAAAGUUCUAUGAAGAUUGGAUGGAUGAGAACAGAUAUGACCUUCUGGCUUUCCCGACAAACGGCGACGUUGUAGCUGCUGACGCGGACGAGAACAUGGAGUCAAUGAUUCACGCACUCCAGGAUGGCAUCAAAUACUCGAACGGUGGGAGGGCUCUCAAACACCUUGGCGUUCCUUGCAUUACGGUGCCGAUGGGAGAGAUCAAAGACAAGAAGAUUCCUGUAGGCAUCACAUUUGCCAACAAGGGUUGGGCUGAUUCGGAUUUGCUACGAUACGCCUUUGCGUAUGAGACUGCGUCGAAACGACGCACAUCGCCGCCGUUGGCCCCAUCUUUGCCAACUGAUCUCAUCGCCAUUCGAGGUGACUCUCCAGCACAAAACCGGGGAGCCAGCCAAAAGGCGCUUCUGAAGGUCGAGUCUGUGACCUCAGAUAAGGAAGAUGCCGCAGAGCAACAUGUUCGCCAUGUCUCAAUUCGGGGUUCUGUGGAGUUCGACGACCCCGUCGAUACCGUGUCCGCAUAUGUUGAUGGCGAGCCCGUCGAUAACCUGCUCGUCGAUGGUAGCCAAUGGUCUUUUGAUGGACGCAUUGCGCGUCCCAUCAGACAUGACAAGUACCCUACGUCAGUGAAGCUGCCGAGAGAUCACAUAAUGGUCACUGUCAUCGCGAAAGCGGCGAACGGUAGGAGUGCUGCGCAGUAUAUAAUGGUUGAAUAA
This is a messenger RNA of Neoarthrinium moseri, 2052 nucleotides long. RefSeq lists its product as uncharacterized. The coding region runs from base 1 to 2052 and encodes 683 amino acids. The transcript has a single exon. The record is from RefSeq and is a predicted model, not a curated record. NCBI's taxonomy places the organism in Eukaryota, Fungi, Ascomycota, Sordariomycetes, Amphisphaeriales, Apiosporaceae.